UUUAGAUACACUCUGGUUCGCAUACUUUCCUAGUAGAUUAUGGACAUCAAUGAGAGGACAAUUCUACAUUUGGCCCUGUCCUUACCAGAGAUUAUCGGACGGGUUACAGGAUUCCUCCCAAACUCAGACCUGCUCACGUGCACCCGGCUUAAUUCUGUAUGGGAGGGCGCGGCCCGGAAACACCUCCGUGCCCGGAUAACCAUCACUACGGAACAUCUUCUCCGCUACCUGGAAACUAUCCUCGUCCGAUCCAACCAUCACAAAAGGAUGGAAUUUUGCUACAAUGGCGGCCCCGAGUUUGUCAAGUUUUUACAAAAUGCCGGAAAAUUGGACCACUUAAUCCUCACAAUUACCCUCGAUAAGGACUUAUCUUGUUGGGAUGGCAUCUUCUCCAGCUUAAAACUUGCCGGGACAAGUUUAACAUCCCUGUUGUUACGGCCGGUUUGCCUUAAACCGUAUACCCCCCACCCUUCCUCCAUCCUGCGAGUUUUAACCCGGGAAAAGAAUUUGACCCUUCCCGCCAUCACGAGAUUGUCCAUGGUUCCGUUUCCCCUCAGGAAAUAUCCCGCCUUAGGAAACAUCUAUUCCCGUCUUGCCCCCCUUCUCCCAAACGUGGACACAAUACGUCUCCAAUUUUGUGAACAGAGCGAGCUUGAAUUCCUACUUUGCGCGAGGUCCGCGCCCGCGCCCGCGCCCGCCCCUUUCCCAAAAUUGACUUCGUUAUCCGUCACCCACUGUUUUUCGGAGCGUAUAUUAAUCGACGCAUUCGAAACAGCAGUAGCGCCACCUUGGGCCCUUACCCGGCUUGAGUUUGAUGUUCGGAACGACAAAAAAAUCAUUGGUCCGAUUUUGCUCCGAAACUAUUCCGCCGGUCUGGAAUAUGUGCAUAUCUGUAAAGUUAGAAAUUUAGUGUUACCCGAAGGUAGGGACCCGACCGUCCUGCACGUCCCGGUCAUGCGGAACCUUAAGGUUUUUAAAGUGACGAGGAACCGUGGCACGUGUGAGGCCGGGGGCGGGGUGAAGUUUCAAUUCGAAACGGAGGAUCCCGCCGACGGGGGAAAAAAGAUUAACUAUGCAAAACAGUUUCCUGUCUUGCAAACGAUUAGAAUUGGGUGUGCCGGCAAAGUGAGGGAGACUGAGGCGGACACGUGGUUCGAGUCAGUGGCGCAUUUUUUGUACGAAGUAUUCGCCCCGGGAAAUGGGGUGGUUUGUGAAACUCUGGAAGAUUUGGAUGUCCCCCUUCCGCUGGGGGAGAAGUUCAAGUUACGGGGGGCUAAGGGUACAAGGUGUGGGAUAAAGCAGGGAGUUUGUGACUGUUGGGAGUGGGAGAGGUCGGAUGUCUUCUUGGGUCGGCUGACUGCAACUUUUCCUAAUUUGAGGGUUCCGCGUUUGGCCGAGAGGGGGCGGAAGUUGAGGGAAGAUGGGGUUAAGGCAUGGGUGCGGAGGGGGAUGGAGCUUGGUCUGUUGGAAAGAAGGGGGAUCCGUGAUGGGAUGUGGGUAGAUUUAAAGGAUGGAGGUAAAGAGGAAAUAUACAGGAUUUUCGAGUAGCUCUGUAAGAAUGCGAUGGUGUGAUGUGUAACGCUCGGAUUAGG
This is a messenger RNA of Folsomia candida, 1592 nucleotides long. RefSeq lists its product as uncharacterized. Lineage: Eukaryota; Metazoa; Arthropoda; Collembola; Entomobryomorpha; Isotomidae. The coding region runs from base 40 to 1548 and encodes 502 amino acids. The transcript has 2 exons. The record is from RefSeq and is a predicted model, not a curated record.